GGUCAAUAACACCUCCACGCACCUUUAACCAUGCCAGUCCUUGAGGUUACCCAGCUGCGUUUGAAAGGGGUGUCUGCCAUGGACCCAGCUUUGCUCAAGACCCUAUCAUCUGCCCGAGAGGCACUCAAGACCAACUCCCAAUUCUACCACUGCAUCGAGAAUCCUUCUUUAAUCUAUAUUUUGGGCCUCUGGCCAAGUCUCAAUGCACACACGGAGUUCCUGGCAUCUCCCAGAAAAGAAGAGAUUCUUGGUCCCCAAGAAGACCAACUUGAGUUUCAAUGGGCCGUCCAUAUGGAACUGGACGCGAUGUCCUCGCUGCCACUAGAUGCACCAGUUAUGGCCAUAACGAGGCUCCUCAUUAAAGAAAACGGUGUUGACGCGUUAAGCCAGGAGGUCCAUGCAAACCACCGGAAGGCCAUCAUCGAGGGCACUCGACCGUACAAAGUUGCUGAUGGUUGGCGCUGCGACCCCGCUCCUGGGAAACAUGAGGCUCUGAUGCUCACUGGAUGGCCAAAUGCUGAAGCGCAUGCGGCAUUCACUGCGAAAGCAAAGGAAGACGCCGAGUAUGCAGGUGUCCGAAAGUAUUACGAGGGCAUGGAAGUCAGUCAUGCCCGGAAUAUGGAAGGAACUGGCCCUUGAAGAAUGGUUCCCAUCUCCUAUCACAUUAGGUUCACGAUUUCCUCGCGAGCUGGACGGUUCCAAGGGAUGCAGUCAAUCCAAGGAAGAUAGGGUAAUGGCAAUCGCCUUGGUGGAUUCACUUCCCUGGCAUUGCAUGCAUGUUCUGGAGAUAUAGUACCUUGCAAGGGCUACCGGUGUGCGGGGACAAGUCAAUUUGCC
Molecule: messenger RNA, 837 nt
Organism: Lindgomyces ingoldianus
Lineage: Eukaryota; Fungi; Ascomycota; Dothideomycetes; Pleosporales; Lindgomycetaceae
Exons: 1
Coding region: 31-639 (202 amino acids)
Source: RefSeq, a predicted model, not a curated record